CAUCAUCGAAAUUCAUAAUUCCGGCACGCGACGCCGAAGCGAGCGGUCGUGACGUCUCUUCACUCUCGUGUUUUAAAUUGCCUCAGUUCAUUGUUUUUUUACACUAGCAGUGAUCAACUGGCUAACAAAAGAUGUUGAAAGUUUUAACAAUUUUAGUCGCUCUGAUUGCGAUUGCGACUUAUGGAUUCAUAAGUUACCUGCAGCGAUCACCCGAACUACCUAAAAUUGAUUACGAGAGAUGGUGGGGCAAAGGACAAAAAGUAGACGAAGACGAGAGUGUUCGACCGUUCAAAAUUGAAUUCAACGAUACGAUGAUAGCAGAUUUGAAAUCCAGAUUAAAAAACAGGCGUCCGCUCACAAAACCAUUGGAAGGUAUCAAAUCGGAAUAUGGAAUGAACACAAUAUAUUUGGAGAAAGUUUUAAACAACUGGGUUGAAAAGUACGAUUUCAAGGAGAGGGCAAACCGCUUAAAUCAAUUGCCACGUUACAAGACACGUGUCCAAGGAUUAGAUAUUCAUUUCAUCAGAGUCAAACCAAAAGUGCAAGGUGUGAAAACGUUGCCUUUACUAAUGUUACACGGAUGGCCGAGUUCAUCUAAGGAGUUCCAGAAAGUAAUACCUUUGUUAACAACCCAAAGAACUGGAUAUGACUUCGUGUUCGAAGUAAUCGCCGCAGAUUUACCCGGCUUUGGUUUCUCUGAGGGCACGAAUAAACCAGGCCUAUCUGGUCUGCACAUCGGCGUGAUAAUGAGGAAUCUGAUGCGACGCCUCGGUUUCAACCAAUUCUAUAUCCACGCCGGUGAUUGGGGAUCGAAUGUCGCCACUCACAUGACUACAGUAUUUCCCGAUGAGAUAUUAGGAUACCACUCCACCAUGGCCGUAACUUCCAGACCUUACAGUUAUUUGAAACUAUUCCUCGGAUCUUUAGUGCCCAACUUCGUAAUGGAUCCCAAGUACGUGAACAGAGUGUACCCGUUGUCAGAUCUCUUCUCGUACUUGUUGAGAGAAAGCGGAUAUAUGCAUAUACAAUCCACCAAGCCGGAUACUAUCGGAGUGGGCUUAACUGACUCUCCCGCGGGCUUGGCCGCUUACGUCAUGGAGAAGAUCGGCGUGUGCACAAACAGAGACCAGACGAACACUGAACAUAGCGGUCUCGCCGCCUUGGAGCAGGAGGACGUGCUCGAUACCCUCACCAUUUUGUGGAACACCAACUGCAUCGUCACCUCUACCAGACUGUACGCGGAGGGCAGCAAUAAAGAGGCCAAGAUUGUUGACAACAUUCCUACAAAAGUGCCCACCGCUGUCGUCAACUUCCGCUACGAAGUCGUGCACAUGCCGGUGUGGAUGCUCCGAGACAAGUUCCAAAAUAUAGUUCAUUGCUCUUUUUACGAUUACGGCGGCCAUUUUGCCGGCUUAGAAGUACCUAAAGAGCUCGCCGACGACAUAUUCAAAGGGAUGGCAGCUAUUUUAGAGUACCGCAAGAGAAAUUCGUUAAAUUUGUAAUAUAAAUUUGUAGGUUCUUUCUUUGGUUUAAGGCGUUUUCUAAUAUCAUAUGAUCAAUCAGUUAUUUGUGAUAUGAAGUUUAUAGUUAAUUGUAACAUCAUAUGAGCAAAUUAAGUAAUAAUUUAGUAAGCGACUGAUAUACGUAAUUUUAAAAUUUUUGCACAAUGCAGCUUUUUAAU
Molecule: messenger RNA, 1681 nt
Organism: Papilio xuthus (Asian swallowtail)
Lineage: Eukaryota; Metazoa; Arthropoda; Insecta; Lepidoptera; Papilionidae
Gene: Jheh-lp1
Product: juvenile hormone epoxide hydrolase-like protein 1
Exons: 7
Coding region: 132-1502 (456 amino acids)
Biological process (GO): epoxide metabolic process
Molecular function (GO): epoxide hydrolase activity
Source: RefSeq, a predicted model, not a curated record